AGUGUAUUCGCGGUGCGUUGCUUGUUGUGUUGCGCAGGUGUGUGAGAAAACCUGUUUGAUAAGUUUUGGACACUUUUAUUUUUACGGUCAGUACCCUCCGUGUUUUUCUCUCAGGAGGGAAAACUUUUUCUUAUGAAAUAGAAAUCCAACUCAUUGACAUGGCUCGAAUCAACGUAUCGUUUUGUGUCCAAGCGUUUUACAAGCAACAAAGACUUACAGCUGUCAAAUUACUACGUCUUCAAGCAGUUCAAGUUUUAAAUCAGUGCAGAACACUUCCCUUCGCAAAGCAGUUCGGUGUCACAUCCCUUUUGUCUACUUUGUUUAUAGUGAAAGCCUUGAAUAAAUCUGAAAAAGCAGACCACUCCACCAUUAUAAAAGAAGCAGACGUUCUCUACGACAAUGGGCACUACGACAAACUUCACGAAGCGUUGCUUCCUCACCGUAGCACAGACAACCCCGAGAUCUUGUGGAGGUUUGCACGUGCCAUCUUUGAGAAAUGCCGCAACGAAGAGAAAACAGAAAAACUAAAAUCAUUGGAAGAAUCCCUGAGUUUGGUGGAUAGAGCUCUGGAAUUGGACGAAACAUGCUGGGCUGCUCACAAAUGGCGAGCGAUUUUGUUGGAUUAUGUUUGGCGUUUUAAAAGUACUAAAGGUAGAAUAAUCCAUAGUUUUGAUGUAAAGAAACACAUGGAGCGUGCCAUCGAAUUGAAUCCUAAAGACAGCACAUCUUAUUAUUUGCUUGGAGAAUGGUGUUUCACAUUCGCUGAUAUGCCUUGGUAUCAAAGAAAAGCAGCAGCUGCCAUAUUUGCUUCACCUCCGACAUCAACCUAUGAAGAAGCUCUCCAAUUCUUUGAAAAAGCUGAGCAAAUAUGUCCGAAAUUUUACAGUAUGAAUCUCCUCAUGAUUGGCAAGUGCUAUUUAAAAAUGAAGCAAGAAGACAAAGCGAUACUUUUCCUGAAACAGGCUUUAGAGUAUCCAGUAAAAACCCCAGACGAUCAACAGGCACAUGCAGAAGCAGAAAAACUACUUAAGAAUCUGAACGCAAAUUAGAGAAUGAACAGUGCAAUACAGCUGUAUCUCCAAAAUAUAAAUAUAUUCAUUUAUACUGUUAUUAUUUUUAAUUACUGCUUUAAUAAAUUAAAUGAUUUAUUUCAACUGUAUUUAUGAAAUAAUCCAAACAGCCAUUGAAAAUAUCAGUAAACAAAAAUUCCAACACGAAUUAAACUUUGAAAAUAAACUCUCUCUCAGA
Uloborus diversus is the source of this 1248-nucleotide messenger RNA. Its product is annotated as regulator of microtubule dynamics protein 1-like. The record is from RefSeq and is a predicted model, not a curated record. Gene Ontology annotation, cellular component: spindle microtubule; cytoplasm; mitotic spindle pole. The coding region runs from base 159 to 1049 and encodes 296 amino acids. The transcript has 10 exons. Gene Ontology annotation, molecular function: microtubule binding. NCBI's taxonomy places the organism in Eukaryota, Metazoa, Arthropoda, Arachnida, Araneae, Uloboridae.